CCAUUGGAAUCUUGUUUGAUUCAGAGAAUUCUCGUUUGAUCCCUAUAGGAUUUGUUCCAAAUUAGGACAUAAAUUCCAUAACCAUUCCUUUAAGAGUUUUGGACGAGAGAAUUGGCCAACCACGUGUUGAGCGAAUGUUUUUCCACUCCCACUGCUUUCUCAUUUCUGAUAAAAGUUGCGAAAGCGAAAGUUAACGUCCAUGUUCAUCAAUUGUGGAAGGGAAUAUUGGUGCGUUCGUUUGCAUUCCUCCAUUAUCUUUUCACAUCAACGCCUAUGAUGAACAUUCCUCCGCCUGCUUCUGUUGGGAAGGUGAAAGUGGAAGUGUUUAAGUCGUUUCUUCUGUGUACUGUUGCCGGCACCUGUGUGGGUGUGAUGUACAUCCAGUGGACUCACAUAUGGAUGCUCAGAGCUGAAAUGGCUGAGAUAUCGCUGAAGUUCAGGCCUCUGGAUACAGCGGGGAAGGAAAGUGGUAUAUGCUGCGAUGCCGCCGCUUGCUGCGGGGUAAGCGGAUAUCACAGAUUUCUUGAGAGACAGAAACAUGGACAUGGCCGAGACACGAGAGACGUGCAAGAACAGAAGAAACUGAGACAGAGACGACAAACAGAGCGGCACACAUUUCUCCAUCUUGUUCCUAUGUCCUCUCAGUCGUACAACGAUUAUGAUACCACUGUCCUCUCUUGGGCCCUUGGACAGAGCAGAGGCGAGGGGCUUCAGCUAUCAGGUGACACAGUAACAGUGGUGACUGAGGGUACUUACUUUAUUUACAGUCAGGUGCUGUAUAAAGAUACCACCUGGGUCAUGGGUCAUGUGAUCACAAAAAGGCUCAGGGGAGCAGAGAGUAAGCUGAUGAAGUGUCUAAAGAGCAUGCCCAGAAACGUCAGCCAGCCACUCAACACUUGCUACACAGCUGGUGUUCACUUCCUGGAGUCUGGAUCCACACUUCAGCUCUCCGUUCCCCGCAAAUCUGCAGAGCUCAUCCUUACUGCUCACGCUACCUUCAUGGGCAUCUUCAACAUUUGAAACACACACACACACACACACACACACACACACUUAGAUGUUUAGCUGAGAGAAAUCUUUUUACCCUUUGCUUGCUUUUUGCCCCAUAUGAUAGAAUCAUAAUCUCAAACAAUUGCAAAUAAUCAUGUUUUGCGCUUUUAAGUGGUACAUUGGUGACAUCUAGUGGACACUUUAAAUGCUACGGUACUAAAUAGAUGUGUGUGGUUUUUUUUUUUAAAGUUAGGUAAAAUACUACAGUAUAUACAUAUCACUUAGAUGAGCAUUUAGUUUAAAUAAUAGAUGAAAAACAACAGUGCUGUGUUGUAAAUAGCACACUAUCAUGCUGUACUAAAUUCAAAGGCGUUGGAAAUGUUCUACCCCCUAAUCAUAAUUACAAUGAUGUCAAACAUAUUCAAUUACAUAUUCUGAGAAAGAAAAAGGAAAUCAACAAAAAUAAAAACAUGGAUGAGGUGUCAAAAGCAGAAGUAACAAAAAGUACCAUGGUAAAAGGUUUUCUUUUUUCCUUGUAUUUUCUUCAGAUGUACAAUGGUGGUUGGCUCCUUUGAAGUACCAUGCAAAUACCAUUGUAUAUGAAUAUGGGAAUAAUUCAGACCAACUUUCAGUGAACAUCAUGCAACAAUAAUAAUGAAAAAAAAAAUGAAAAAAAAAAAUUAAAUAUAGUAAUGCUUUAUACAGUACAUUUAAAGAGUUUACAAGUUAAGAGUAAAUACCAAAAUGAAUUUAUGAUCAACUGCAGUCACGCUUUCCAUCAUCUACUGUAGAAAGAGACCCUUCCAACAUCACAGCUCAAUAUCUCCCAUUAUUAUUAAUUAAUAUUUAUAUAGGGUGACCAGAUUCCUGCUUGUGGAAAAUGGGACAGCCCCCUCCCAGCAAAAAUUAAAUUGACGUAUCCUUACCUAGGUGCAGAUCAAUGUGAAGUAGAGGGUGAAUCCGCAUCUGUAACUGUUGUCACCUUGUACUUUUCACUGGCAGCAAUUUUUCUCAGUGUUUGCUUGUCUUUCAAGAGUUUAUAAUAAAAUGCAGAGCAGUCCAGUCUAAAAUUAAGAUGUACAAAAAGCAUUGCCUUAAUGACUGUUACACCAAGUCGAGAUUUAUCCGGUGUCCAUGCUGCAUUCAUUAAUGAGAACACACGCUCCACAGAUGCAGAUGUCCCAGGCAGGCAUAAAACAAACUCCAUGACCUUGGCUAAGACUCCGAAGUUGAUGGUCUUGCUCUCCAGGUCACGAAAAACAUCUGUCCAUCUCUCAGACACGGCCGUCUUGUUCAUGUUCCCCUCAGUGAUGCAAUGAGUGACAAUGAUUUUCACACAAGCCCACUCAUCAAAGGGCAUGGUUUCAUCAGUCAAACUGGGAGCGGGGAUUCUGGAGUAGAAGUGUUUGAGGCUGCUCUGAAUGUCUUUCCACUCUGGGAUGUCUCUCAGUAGGGCCCACUCAAGUUUUUCUUUGUUCUCCAAUGAGCGGCUCCAAUUUUGGAGGUAAUCCACUGAUGCUGAAUAAAAGUUUCUCACUGCACAAAAUAAAUCAUCUGCAUUCGCAUGUCACCAGCUUCAACCAGGGCAUCCAACUGCUUUUCAAUGUCAGAGGGUAUGAAUGAUUCCUCCAGCCUGGCCUGCAAGACUUUUCUCAAGUCAUGAAUGUGCAAAGCCACUUCUGUGGCUGAUAAGUGGUUUUGCUCUACUAUCUCCAGUGCACGGUUAAAAGUGGCUGUUUGCUUGAGUGCAAAGCCAAUCCAAAGUUUAGUGCAAGGAUCACUGAAAAUGUCUCUUAGAAACUUUGGGUAUUUUUUUUUUUUUUGAGAAAGAAGGUAUGCACGCAGACCACUGAAAAUGUGUAGUAUUCUUUCAAGAGCUGGACCAAAAGAGAGGAAAUGUGUGUUGCCAUGCUGCAGUAAUUUCUGAUUGUCCAGCUGCACAAAAGCGAGUACGUUGCAUAUGACAGCUUCAGAUUUGGUGCCGGCAGAAGAAAAUUUCAGAUCGUACAAUUUCGCAGUGCAGUCAGCCGACCAAAAACUAUGGCCGAGCACAACAGAAUGAUAAGCAAAAAGUCUUUCACUUGCGUGCACCUUGUCAGAUUCGUAAAUUUGCUUCACAAAAAAAACAAAAACAAA
Myxocyprinus asiaticus (Chinese sucker) is the source of this 3126-nucleotide messenger RNA. RefSeq names its product TNF superfamily member 13 (gene tnfsf13). Gene Ontology annotation, biological process: immune response. Gene Ontology annotation, cellular component: membrane. The coding region runs from base 274 to 1020 and encodes 248 amino acids. Gene Ontology annotation, molecular function: tumor necrosis factor receptor binding; receptor ligand activity. The record is from RefSeq and is a predicted model, not a curated record. NCBI's taxonomy places the organism in Eukaryota, Metazoa, Chordata, Actinopteri, Cypriniformes, Catostomidae. The transcript is spliced from 6 exons.